This is a messenger RNA of Anopheles marshallii, 3018 nucleotides long. Its product is annotated as nephrin. The transcript has 18 exons. NCBI's taxonomy places the organism in Eukaryota, Metazoa, Arthropoda, Insecta, Diptera, Culicidae. Gene Ontology annotation, molecular function: protein binding. The record is from RefSeq and is a predicted model, not a curated record. Bases 1 to 3018 code for a protein of 1005 amino acids.
AUGGUGGCCAUAUACGUGACAAAAGUGCACCUGCCGGCAGCAGUACUUUGGAGGUGUUUUGCGAAAACGAUACUGCUUCUAUUGGUUACCGGAAGGAUAAACCUAACCACGGGCAGUUCCAUCAUCGGCGACGAAAAUGGUCCAUUGAUAGAGGUCCAAACGGCGGUCGGAUUAGACGUGUCCUUGCCGUGCGAUUUGCUGCCAACCACCAUGACCAUGAUGACGGACAAGGUCUACCUGGUCAUCUGGUACAAAGAGGGCAACACGAAGCCAAUUUACUCCUUCGAUGCACGGGGUAAGAGUCUUCAGCAGGCCAUCCACUGGUCCGACGAGGCGGUGCUCAAAUCCAAGGCGUACUUCUACUACGACACCAGCCCACCGGCCCUGCGGAUCAAGGGCGUCAAGCAGGAAGAUACCGGCCUGUACAGAUGCCGAGUGGAUUUCCACAAAUCGCCCACGAAAAACUGCCGGAUCAAUCUGGAUGUGCUCGUGCCACCGACGAAGCUAACCAUCCUGGACGAUCAGGGGGCGGCCGUACUGAACAACGUGGUCGGACCGUACCGGGAGCAUGCGGACACUAAUCUGACCUGCAUCUCGAGCGGUGGCCAACCGGCACCGAAGGUAACCUGGUGGCGGGAGCAUGCUCUGCUGGAUGAUUCGUACCUCGUGCUGCCGGACGGUACGGUAAAGAAUGUCCUCUAUCUGGAGAAGCUGUCACGCCACGAUCUACACUCGGUUUAUACGUGCCAAGCAAGCAACGGUCACGUCGUGCCACCACUUUCCAGUGCCGUCAAGUUGGACAUGAAGCUGCCACCCCUGUACGUGCGGAUGCAGGGCCUGCGGGAAACGUUAACGGCCGGCGUCAAGACGCAAGUAUCCUGCAUCACGGCCGGCAGCCGACCGGCACCGAGCGUUGUCUGGACGAAAGGAUCAUCCGUCAUCCGUGGCUCAUCACAAACGACGUCCAACGACGGAAAUGUCACCGUAUCGGAGCUGGUGUUCGUGCCCGGUCCGGAGGAUAAUGAAAAAUCAAUUACAUGCUCAAUUAGCUACAGCGAGGGCGACGGGCCAACGGUGCUGCUGAAGGAUACCCACGUCCUGAACGUCAAGCACGUUCCGGUGAUAUCGCUUGCGCUCGGUGCGCCACUAAACUCCCAGAACCUGAUGGAGGGUUCGGACGUGUAUCUCGAGUGUGACAUCAAGGCAAACCCACCGGUGAAGAAAAUCGAAUGGUUUCACAACAACAAGCUGCUCCAGUCCGCCCGUGGGAUCAUCGUUUCCAACCAGACGCUCGUCCUGCAAAGCAUCACAAAGUCCACCCAUGGCGAGUACAUGUGCCGUGCCUCGAACAGCGAAGGCACCGUCAACAGUAAUCAGCUCUAUUUGGAUAUCAAAUAUCCACCGGUGUGCAAAUCGGAAGCGCAAAUAAUCCGUGCCGCGGUAAAGCAAACGGUGAACAUAACCUGCGAUAUUGACGCUAACCCGAUGCCAAAUCUGUUGUUCCGAUGGCAGUUUAACAACUCGCUCGAAAGCAUGCUCGAACUGCCCCCGUACACGAACGUGGAGUCGGAAGCAGCUAACCUGGCGCUGGCCGAGAUCGACCUCGAGACGAAUCACAUGGGCCCGAGCCUGGAGGAGAUGGUGCGCAAGAAGCUGGAGCGGCUAGAACACUCCGUACGGCAGCAACAGCAGCAGCAGCAGCAGCAACACCAUCAUCACCUGCUGCACUUGGGUUCGCAUAAAGAGGAGGUACCGUUGGUCGAUGGCCAGCUGUACAUGUAUCGGGUGGAUACGUUCAACAGCUUCGGCACAAUCACCUGCACGGCGACAAAUUCCUACGGUCAGAGUGGUCACUGCGCUUAUCACAUACUCGUUGCCGAUGUUCCCGAUCCCAUCAAGAGCUGCACCGUGUCGAAUGUGACCGCGUACACGGUACACAUAUCCUGUGUUGCCGGCAAGGACGGAGGAAUACCUCAACAGUUUCACAUCGACGUGUUUGAGGAGUCGAAGCGAAAGCUGCUGCAAAGCGUCAGCUACCAGAGCCCCGAGAUGCUGCUGAAGAAGCUGCCAAGUGACACGAAGUUCAUCAUCAAGAUUACGCCCUAUAACCUGCAAGGUACGGCACCGACAAGCUACCGGGUGAAGGCACAAACACUGCCGGCGCCGCUGUUGAGAACAGCUCCAUCCAAGGCAGUGCUCGUGCAGCUAACGCCUCUACUGGGGGCUCUCGUCGGGGCAGCCGUGACACUCUGCCUGGUCGCUCUGUGCAUCAUCGUUUUCGUAAAGUUCAAAACGAAGAAGAAACAUCACCAAACGGCAAAUACCGAGCAGGAUAAGGGUAGUGCCGAACCGCUCAGCCGCAACAUCGGUAGUCACUCGAGCAUCGACGACAAGAACCCGGACGUGAUACCGCACGAAAAUAGCGAGGAUGACGACGAAAAGCAGUUCGAGCGGUUAGCACUCAACGCGGACGGGCUCAAGUUUGCUGGCCACACGACCACCGUCCCGACGACUGGCGCGUACUCACCAACCCAUCAUCACUUGAUGUCACCCAGUGGGAACGGCUUUAAGAAGUUUGGCGAACUAUCGCUCACCACCAAUCCGGGCUACGCGAUAUACAGCUCGCCGAUACGUAGCUACGGCAAACCGAGUCCUGGGCAGCAGCUUGGCUCGUUGCUGCUUUCCACCACGACCGGUCCGCUGGGCACGACCACCACAACCACGAGUGCCCCGACGGGGACCAGCCUGCUGCUAGCGUCCGGCGUUCCGGGGCCAGUCACGACGCUACCGACGCGCACAUCGCCCAACAUCUACACAAGACUGCCACUGCGAGACUUUACACCGAACAGCUACGACAGCAUGCUCAGUACCUCGCAGACCACCUCCUGUUCGUCCUCGUCGAACGGUGGGUACGCGACGUCACAGAUCUACACCGCCAAGAUGCCACUGCUGACGACCAACUAUACCGCGCUGGAUAGUACGGGGCCCGGGCUUGGGCUCGGUGCGGACAAGUGUUGA